AUGACGGAUCAGAAAGACUGGGAAACGACUGAUGUCGCUAUAUGUGGAUGCGGCCCUACGGGCGCUCUGUUAUCUGCUUACCUCGGUCGCGCCGGUGUCCAUAAUGUCGUUUUGGAGAAAGAGCCAACAAUCACCACCGAUCCUCGUGGGAUAGCCUUGGAUGAUGAUGGGAUCCGUUUCCUGCAAGGCCUGGGUCUGUACGACUUCAUUUAUACCAAGAUAGGCACCUCCAUGGGAAGGUUCAAUUUCGUCAGUGGGACCGAUUGCAAUAUGCACAAAAUUCCGAUUCUGGCAAUGGACUACAAUAUAAUUGCAGGAGCGACAGGUCAUGUUGGCUUCAUAGGCCAUAAACAACCCGUCCUCGAGAGCCACAUCAGGGGCUGCAUGCCUUCGUCCCAUUGCUCCUUGCGGUGCAACGCGACUGUCGUUGAGCUCGAAGAAGCCGAAAACUGGACAUAUUGUACCUAUCGCGACGCGACCGGAGAGGAGCAUGGUCUUCGAGCAAGAUUCUUCGUUGGCGCGGACGGAAAGACUGGUUAUACACGCAAGCAAUAUUUGGAACCGCGGGGCGUCAUCUUAGAGAAAUUCCAUGCGGCCUUCUACGAGGAAACCUGGGUGGCAUUGAACUGGCGGAUCACCGUUCCAACACCGCAGUCGCAUCCCAACUUCCCCCUGUGGGAACGAGGUUACUCACCAGAGCAAGUUUAUGACUUAUUCUUUCCACCUGAAUUUCGAUUCCUCUGCAAUCCGGAUAGGCCAGCAGUUGCCGGGCGCUUUGGCCUCCCAGCUGACAGACUGUGGCGGUUCGAGUAUAUCAUCCACGAAGGAGAAGAUGGAUAUGUAAUGGCUAGUCCUGCAGAAAUGCGACGCAUCGUUUAUCCCUACAUCACACAUAAGGGAAGUCGAUAUCAGCUUGCUGGGGACGUGCAGUUUCCCGAAGACUGCAUUGAGGUACUUCGCUGUCGCCCGUUCACAUUCUCGUCGCGAACCUGCAACGUAUGGGCCAAGGAUCGAGUGAUACUGUGUGGUGAUUCGGCUCACGUCUUCCCGCCCUUUGGCGGGCAGGGUAUCGUAUCCGGUUUUCGCGACGCAAUAUCCCUCUCCUGGCGCCUAGCUAUGCUCUGCCGCUACCAUUCUAACAAGAAAACCCACCAUCAUGUUUUGAAGGCAUGGUACGAGGAGCGUAAGCAACAGCUCAAGAUCUCUCUAGCGACAACGGUCGCAAAUGGGGUUAUGGUAUGCGAAACGCAUCCACUGAAGAUUUUCCUCCGAGACUGGUACAUCUGGUUUAUCCAGUUCAUUCCCAGCUGGAAACGACAGCUGCAGCAUGGUCGCAGAAACGCUGCAAUAUUCCGAUACAGAUACUCCAACGGAAUGCCUUUCAUCCCAGAUCUCAACGGCGGUCUUUAUCUUCCCCAAGUAUAUUGUCGCCGCACCGAGGACAGUGAGAUACUUUUCACAGACGACGUAAUCUACGGUGUAGAUAAUACGACCUCUCUCUUCCGCCUAUUCGUAUACGUGCAGGACUCAUCCGAGAUUCCAGCUAUCAAGCACGCCCUCGAAGGCAUCGAAAACUGGUCCCGUGGCGAAUUUAAUUCAACCAAAAUCCCCUUUAUUUCGGAAGGAAGUGAUGUUGAGGCGAUAAGCUCAUCUAAAGGAAGAAACAUCUUCCAACUCGCCUCCGCAGACGAAUUCGCUAAAUCCCCCUUGUGCACUGAUCGUCCCAGACCCUUAGAUUACGAUUCUUUCCUUCUAGGGAAUAAAGUGCAGGGAAAAUAUAUCAUUGUCCGAAUGGACCGAAUCGUGUUUGCAUCCUGUGCGAACGAGGAUGAAUUGAGGGGAGCUGUGCAGACUAUGCUGGGGAUUCUGUAUGGUGAUGAUUCCGCCUGAGUACUACUCGGCGAAAUAUAUAGUAGGGUGUAGACGGGUUGUGGAAGGGAUGGUUUGAUCCUCAUGAACGGAUCUCCACUCUCUUGUUGAUACUAGACUAGAUAGUCUCGAACGAUUACUAGUUUUCAUUUCUACAUUCAUAUUAAAAUUGCCAACAGUUUCAAUAUGUUCUACAGUAAUGUUCAAUCUUUGGUUUGGCUGGCGGAUAAAGGACCUCAAAACACGCUCUGGAAAGGUCACCUGACCGAUGAGCAGACCGGUCGCAUUAAUGCAGACCAUGCCAGAUUCUGAAAAGUACGGUGUGCUCAUGUACCGGAAUAAGUAUUAAGGAAGCUUACUCGAGUAGAAAGCGAUCUCAAUUCUUUCCAGCGAAAACUAUUCCAAACGAGGGAGCAAGUAAGU
Aspergillus welwitschiae is the source of this 2292-nucleotide messenger RNA. RefSeq names its product putative monooxygenase. The transcript is spliced from 6 exons. Bases 1 to 1890 code for a protein of 629 amino acids. Lineage: Eukaryota; Fungi; Ascomycota; Eurotiomycetes; Eurotiales; Aspergillaceae. The record is from RefSeq and is a predicted model, not a curated record. Gene Ontology annotation, molecular function: 3-(3-hydroxyphenyl)propionate hydroxylase activity; FAD binding. Gene Ontology annotation, biological process: 3-(3-hydroxy)phenylpropionate catabolic process.